GCAGGUGCUGCGUGCAACGAUUGAAAUAAAUCGCACAGUGUACGCCCGGCUUUAUAAAUCACUGAAUAUCUUACCACCCAAAAACAUAGAUAUUUGUUGUAUAAACUGCUCAGGCCACUCCAGCCAUGUUCAGUUCUUCACCAAAAAUAUGUAAAAAUUGCUGUACAAUUUAUAUAGUAGUUAAAUACAUGUAAAUAUUGUAAUUGGCUCAAUAAGAAAAUGUUGUUCGAGGUAGUGAAGUUUUUCCUGUGGGACCAAUUCUCAGUCUGUGACAGCAAUGUUUGACUUUUUUUCAGUGUACCGUCCUGCUAUUUAUGAUAACCAGCAGCUUUACGUUUCUGGUUAUUAAUCCCAUUCUCCUUUAAAUUGCUUUUACAAUUCCCUGAGAAUGCUGCACUUGCCUGAAGACAGUUAUUUAUAAAUAGUUCCUAUUUCAAUAGAUUGUUAUGUAUUAGUCUUUUCUAGAGUUUUAUGGUGUAAAACAGAUGCUACUUUCCUUUCAUCUGUAGUUCUAUCAGCACUGAACAAGUUUACAAUGCGUGUGGUUUUAAUCCAUAACAGUUGCAUCUUUCUGAUCUUAGUCGGGACGGGAAACACAUCGAUUCCAGUUUUUCCUUCUCAGAUGACCAGCUUACUUUUUUGAUAAAACAAGCUAAGAAUCAAUUGAACUUUGCUCUCACUUACUUCCCAACAUACAAAAACACUCACAAAACUCAGCAAAGCAUAACAAACCAAACCCUGUAUGCAUUGAUUCCAACUUUGCUCGACUGUGACUUAUCGCUAUUUUGUGAGUUCUCAGAAACCUGCUGUGUGGAGUGUUUUGGAGACAGACUAUUGAACCACCUCCAGACAGAUAUUAAAAAGCUGAUGAUGAUGAUGGGCAGAGUUCAUAUUGGCUUUCACAUGACAAACAGUUAAGAUACACCCACAGUGACGGCACCUUUAUGGCUGCUGAAGAUCUUCAGUUUCCUCAGUUUGUGGGUGAAAAUGAUCAGGAACAACAUGACAUCCUUCCCUAAGCAGUCCUCCAUCACGCCUGCUGGAAAGAAGUCAACUCCUUCCUCCACAGCCAUCAGAAUGGUUUUAAUAGGGAAGACAGGAAGUGGUAAAAGCUCCACUGCCAGCUCCAUCCUGGGCCGGAAGGUCUUGGACCUGAAGCUCAGCAAUCCCUCCAUCAGCCAGCGCUGCCACAGGGCCAAUGGAGAAUUUCGUGGGCGACAGCUGCUGAUUCUUGACACACCUGGUGUAUUGGACACUCAUCAGACUCUGCAGGAUGUGCAGCGGGAGCUGAGGAGGAGCGUCAGCCUCCUCUUCCCCGGACCACAUGCUUUCCUGAUUGUUAUCCAGAUCGGAAGGUUCACUCAGGAAGAGAAGGAGGCGGUGCGACACAUCAGGGAGGCAAUGGCCCCCCAUGCCUUGAGCUUCUCAGUGGUGGUUUUUACUCAUGGAGACCGACUGGAAGAGGGCGCAUCCGUGAAACAUUGCCUGAUAGACCAGUGUAGAGACCUGGCCGAGCUGGUGGCCGGAUGCGAGGGAAGGUACUGUGUCUUCAAUAACCAGAACCUUAACAACAAGGAGCAGGUCUCUGAGCUGAUUGCUUUGGUGGAAGGCAUGAUGCAGGAUCACGGGGAGAGCUACUAUAACAGCAGAAUGCUUCAGAAAGCAGAGGAAGAUCUGGCACAUCGGCUGGAAGAGCAGAGUAAGCUGCUCGCUGAAAAGAAUGAGCUGCAGAGACAUAAGCAGGACAAUACGGUGAAGGAGUGGUAUGAAAAAGAGUUAGAGAAAAGCAAGAGGGAAAUGGAGGAGCUGAGGAAAAAACUGGAGCUGGAGAAAGAGAAGGAGGAGAAACGGGUGGAAGAUCGGGAGAAGGCCAUAAGGCAGGAGAUUGAGAAGAAGACGCAAGAGGUCCUGAGACUGACAGAGAUGGAGAAGAAGAAAAGAGAGGCUAUUCAGGACAGGCUCGAUAAAGUGAGCCGAAUGUUGGAGGAGCAGGUUAAGCGGGAGGAGAAGAUGAGACGAUCCAUGGAGGAGAAGAUCCAGAAGGACAGAGCAGAAAAUGAGAGGAAAGAGAGGGAGUGGCAGCUUCAGCUCAUCCGAAUGGAGCAGGCCCUCAGGCAGAGAGAGGAGAUGGAGAAGGACACUCUGCAGGGAGAGCUGGACAAACUCUGCCAGAGGCUAGAAGAGCUGACCAAGAAGGAGGAGGAGAGAAAGAGGCAAAUGCAGGACGUUCUCAGGCGGGAGCGGGAGGAGACUCAAAGGGAACUGGACCUGCAGAUGGAGCACCUGCGAGCAGAAAAACGCAAAACUGAGGCCUUCAAACGGGAGCUGAAGUUCCUGAAGAUCAAAAUCGAGCAGCAGAAAGAGUGUGAAGAACGUUUGAAAAAACUCCUAGAUGAGAACCUGCUGAAAGAGAGGGAAAACUGUGACAAGCAAAUCUCCUCGCUGAAGAGGCUGUGUGGCCAAAAGUGCGCCGAGAUACUCGAGAAGAGAGCUGCGGAGCCCCCUAACAGAGCAAGAGGUGUGGUCGGAUAUGUGCAGGAAAUGGGACUGCUAGGUCUGAACGCAGCUCUGGAGAAAGUCGGAACUCCAUGCAGCAUUCAGUGACGAGUCAAAACUAUAUUCCUGAUAUUCCUGCCUUCAUGUCCUGUUUGCUUUGAUGGUAAAACACAUCUGUACAGGAAACCAAAAUGAAAUACUUCGUGCAAGUCCAAGUUCAGACAAAUGGAUAGACGAGUCUUUGAAAAUCUAUUUUCUAUUGUUUUGUUCCGGAUUCUCAGUUACAAUCGUAUCUUAAAUUUUAUUCUAACAUGCUUUAACCUAACUACAGGCCUGCAACCUAUUAAUUUGUUAAGAUUAACCAACAUUUUUAUGAUAUACACUCCAACCAGCUUCCUUUUCUCAGCUGACAACAUGAUGCUUCCACUUCCGUGUUUCAUUGCAGAGAUUGCGAGUUAUUCUGGAUGCUAUUGAUUGUAAUUUAAGGAAUCCUAAUAAAGGGGUUGAGUAUAAACUUGUGUCUCAAUUUCUGGGUAUCACACACAUCUUGUUAAAUACACUAAAGUGUUGAGGUGAGAAAAGAUGAGAAGAAAUAAAAAAUUGGUAUAAAUGCUUGGCUAGACUUUCUGUAAUUGACUGAACCAAUUACACACAGUCAGGAGAAUAACUACCCAUGUGAAGGAAAUUUCAUUCCAACAAAUGGAUGUGAUUCCAGUGUGUGUCCUAAAUCAGCAAAUGCACAAACGCUCAGAAAUGAAGGAGAUAAUCUGAUUAUGUAGUCUCUACCCUCACCCCUGUGCUGUUCUCCCUGUGUCCAUUAUUUAAAUCUGUACUCAAACCAAACGCUGCUGCCAUUAUUCAAAGAACAAACAUCUCUCUAAGGGUUGAUUCUGUGUUUUUUUAAACAUACUGUGAUC
Molecule: messenger RNA, 3413 nt
Organism: Cyprinodon variegatus (sheepshead minnow)
Lineage: Eukaryota; Metazoa; Chordata; Actinopteri; Cyprinodontiformes; Cyprinodontidae
Product: GTPase IMAP family member 4-like
Exons: 2
Coding region: 988-2604 (538 amino acids)
Molecular function (GO): GTP binding
Source: RefSeq, a predicted model, not a curated record